This is a messenger RNA of Camellia sinensis, 1405 nucleotides long. It is a transcript of the gene MGP4, whose product is annotated as Nucleotide-diphospho-sugar transferase family protein. NCBI's taxonomy places the organism in Eukaryota, Viridiplantae, Streptophyta, Magnoliopsida, Ericales, Theaceae. The record is from RefSeq and is a predicted model, not a curated record. Gene Ontology annotation, cellular component: Golgi apparatus. Gene Ontology annotation, biological process: rhamnogalacturonan II biosynthetic process. Gene Ontology annotation, molecular function: UDP-xylosyltransferase activity.
AUGUCGUCUCUUCUCCAUCAACGUCCACUUCACAACACUCUCACAAACCCUUCCUCCUUAUCCCCUCGAUCUCCCUCCGAUUUCCCAAAACCCUCAACAAUCUUCAACCGAACAAGCCUCUUACUGCUCUUAUCACUCCUGGUAAUUCUGGGAGUCUUCGUUCCAUGGAUUGGGUUGCCUCAAGGCCUGUUCACAAGUUCUCGAGUCUCAAUCUCCAAAUGGAAAGACUACACGUUGGCUGAGGCAGUGGCGAAUGUGGCGAAGAAUGGGACAGUUGUGGUGUGUGCGGUGAGUCAGCCUUACUUGCCGUUUCUGAACAAUUGGUUGAUUAGUAUUGCGAGGCAAAAGCACCAUGAGAAGGUGCUUGUGAUUGCUGAGGACUAUGCGACUCUUUUUAAGGUCAAUGAGAAGUGGCCUGGCCAUGCCGUGCUCGUGCCGCCCGCACCGGAUGCUCAGACUGCCCAUAAAUUUGGGUCUCAGGGAUUCUUCAAUUUUACCUCCCGAAGGCCUCGCCACCUACUGCAAAUAUUGGAGCUUGGAUAUAAUGUUAUGUACAAUGAUGUUGAUAUGGUCUGGUUAGCGGAUCCAUUUCCUUAUCUGCAAGGGAAGCAUGAUGUAUACUUCACAGAUGACAUGGCUGCAGUGAAACCUUUGAACCAUUCUCAUGCUUUGCCACCUCCAGGGAAAAAGGGGCGGACUUACAUAUGCAGUUGCAUGAUUUUUUUGCGCCCAACUAGCGGAGCAAAACUGGUUAUGAAGAAGUGGAUUGAAGAACUUCAAGCUCAGCCAUGGUCUAAAGCAAAAAAAGCAAAUGACCAGCCUGCUUUUAACUGGGCAUUAAACAAAACUGCAGGACAGGUGGAUCUAUAUCUGCUCCCACAGGCAGCAUUUCCUACGGGAGGGUUAUACUUCAAGAAUCGGACAUGGGUUCAGGAAACUAAGGGAAUGCAUGUUAUCAUUCAUAACAACUAUAUAACAGGUUUUGAUAAGAAAAUAAAGCGCUUCCAUGAUUUUGGCCUCUGGUUGGUGGAUGAUCAUGCACAUGAGUCCCCCCUUGGCCGAUUAUAGCAAGCCGGACUACCACUUUUCAAUGGAUAAGUUGGUGAAGCUCUAGCAGCCUUCCUCGAGUUACAUUGCCAUUCCAAUUGCUGUUGAGCUCAUUUUUUGCCCAUUGGCUCCGGAUACGUGUUGAAAUUACCAUUCAGCGAACAGCGAAAGGAACUCUUCAUUUGGUCAUUUCCAUUCUUCGAAGCACGUUGGAUCAUCAUUCCCUAACCUCUCUGCAAUUUUUCUCCUUUGAUAUUUUUUCCUUAAUUAUGUAUGAGUUUUUUUGUUUCUUUUUGAAUUUUCAGAACUGCUUUAAUAUCUAAUUCAUUCAGCCAAUUCUACCUUGGUGUUAUCUUUA